Molecule: messenger RNA, 1056 nt
Organism: Cyclocybe aegerita
Lineage: Eukaryota; Fungi; Basidiomycota; Agaricomycetes; Agaricales; Hemipholiotaceae
Source: the annotation of a GenBank genome assembly
AUGACUGACGGGCUAGUCAACACAAGCGGGCUUCCGGCUCUUCCAGACGAGAUAUACCUCGAAAUCGUCUCUCAUCUACCUUCAAUGCCUAUACCGACCCUCAACAGGUGCUCACUUGAGGACGAAUCCCACCGUGACAGGCACCAAACCCUCUUGGCGUUGACGCAGACCUGCCGCCACCUCCGACGGGUUUUCCUGCGUCAUCUCUGGCAACGAAUCGAAGUCUACGACUGCAUGCAGACGAGCAAGGGCCAUCUUGCUAUGACGUAUCCUAGACUACUUCCUGGUCGCCCUCCGGUGAACCUGGCUCACAAGGGGCAUGCAGUGGAGCUUAUUCGACAGCUCGAGACAGUCAUAAUGCGAGAGCCUAGUUUUUCUUUAUACGUCAGUAUUCUGAAUGUCUCCGUCCUCGAGUACUCUGCGAAAACAGUUCUCGAGGAACUUGCCCGCUGCAUUGCCCUUCUCCCAAAUCUUCACACCGUACAACUUUCGUUCACAUUAAAUUUCGAUAGCUACCAAUUUCUCGAUGAACUAUUUGGGAAGUACAACUAUCCUCAAGUUCGCAAUGCGUGCCUCUCAGACACUGCAUCGCAAUUCCUUCUAGCUUGUCCAAAUGUAUGCAGUGUAAAUGCAUUCAUGAGUGAAAAUUGGGAUGGGUCUAUUGGAGAUAUCUUUUUGCCACCCUCGCUCGAGAUUCUGUGUACGAUUCCCUUCCAGCAGGAUGCGAUAUCAAAUAUUGUGAAGCAGCUACCCAAUCUGUGCGAAGUGACUCUCGACCCUACCUUAUUGCUACUCGGUUUCGACCAACUGAAACCUCUUUCCACCUUACAGCACCUCCACACAAUACGUCUCGCGCUGAAUGUGCAUCCGCCGAGGAGAUACUUUAUGCGCCUCCCUGGACAUCGAAUACUCUACAAGCCUGGACGGGACAUCACAGAGACAGCGCAGUGGGUCGAGUGGGCAAAAAAUAUUCUCGCGAGGACACCUCCGCAAGAUAGUAAACGAGUCAUUCUUGUAGACAAGCAUGGGCAGGAGGAGACAUACCAAGUCUGUUGA